This is a messenger RNA of Morchella sextelata, 249 nucleotides long. RefSeq lists its product as uncharacterized. NCBI's taxonomy places the organism in Eukaryota, Fungi, Ascomycota, Pezizomycetes, Pezizales, Morchellaceae. The record is from RefSeq and is a predicted model, not a curated record. Bases 1 to 249 code for a protein of 82 amino acids. The transcript has a single exon.
AUGUUCAGCCUCCGCUCGCUACUGCACCUCUGUCUUCCCUCCCCUCCCUCCGGCGCACAAAGCCCCACGACGACCCCCAUCGUGCGAGUCUCCUCCUCCUUCACGAGCUCGAACACGGCGGCCAACAACCACACGUGUCCGCUGUGCCGCGUGCGCUUCAGCGUCCCUCCCAAGACGCUGUGCAAGAGCUGCGAGGUCUUCGCUAGCACCUCGCCGGUGCCAGUCGUGGUUGUGACUUUCUGCGAUUGA